AUGACCUCCACGCUGCGGAACAUCCGACUGGGGUUCGCACAGGAAGCCGCAGCGACCCGCGUUCAGCGGGCGAUGCGCGCGUUCCUGCUGAACAAGGGCACCAUCAUCAUCACGAUCCUCAUCACCAAGAUACAGGCCGCUGCGCGCGGCCUCAACACUCGCACUUCUCUGACCAAUUUCUUCAAGGCCUGCCCGCCUAGCGGGCGCACCGCCGACCUCUUCCUCAGCCGCGUCUAUGGCGGCCACGAGGGCGGGCGGCGGCGCGGCGGCGGCUACGUCGUCGAUUUCAUCUACUGUUUACGCUCCACAAAGCACGACCUCUGGCGGGCCAGCCAGUCACUUGAUGACACCUCGAUGGGCACCAAGAAGAAGGCAAAACAAGGCAAGAAGCGCUUCAAGGCCGCACAGGCGGCGGCGCAGAAGGCUGCGGCGGCGGCGGCCGCUGCAGAGGCGGCUGCUCAGGCGGCUGCUCAGGCCGCUCAGGCGGCCGCUCUCGGACGGUACAGAUUGGUCAACGCUUGGUUCUACCCCCGCGGCGACUGGUAUACCUUCUACUGGGAUGGCAGCUCGGCCGACAAAGACCCCGGCCCCCUCGCAGAGCGCAUCAAGUUCUCCAUUUUCGGCGCAGAGCGCAUCAGGCGCGACAAGCGCGAGUUCUCCGGCCGCUCCUCCGACGACUCCUCCUCCGACCGCGACUCAUGCGGCACCGGCUCCACUAGCGAGGCGAAUGACAUAUUCGACACCCUCGAAGACCAUCUCGGCUACGGUUCCGACUCCGGCUCCGGCUGGUAG
Messenger RNA from Emiliania huxleyi CCMP1516, 792 nucleotides. RefSeq lists its product as hypothetical. Lineage: Eukaryota; Haptophyta; Isochrysidales; Noelaerhabdaceae. The record is from RefSeq and is a predicted model, not a curated record. The transcript has 3 exons. The coding region runs from base 1 to 792 and encodes 263 amino acids.